CAGAAAUGCAAUAGACAAUUGCGUUUGUCUAGUCAUAAUAUGCAAGCCAUUUUAGAGGUUUGUGGACAAUUGUAGAUGGCUGAACCGUUGGUUUCCCGUGAAAAAAGUCAUGAACGCUGAUAAAAUGAGGCUGACUUUUCACAUCCGUCGUCUCCUACCAGCACUGAAACCCCUGUACCCAUCUAUGUGUUCAGUUAUUCCUGCCUGAUAUGAUGUGCAAGAGUCAAAAACAAAAAAAAACAAAAAAAUCAAACAACAGUCUGAGUUCUGUUUACAGAAAGUAGCAAUUGGACAUUGGUAGAUUGUCUUCUAAACUCGAGAAAGUCUGGUUUCGUUUUUGCUCGUUCUACGCGGUAUAAACAUAAACAAAUAAAUCAAGCAGGACGGACGGGACGGGACGAGACUGAACUGGGUGGUGCUUCGGGAACAUGCUGAUAAAGUUUGAGUUAUCUCGAAGAGAUUGACGAUUGGCCUUUUAAAUUUCUUUGCGACAUAUUACUAGAUUAGACAUGGAAGUUUUCUAUAUUAUUAUACAUAAUAAGGAUUAUUAUAGAGUCUGGAAACAAGUAACCCAAGCAAUAUAAACAAAAGCAAGAAGCAUAACUAAAAGAAGAAACAAAAAGACAAAAGGAAAGCAUUCAUAGAAGGGAUUGUUCAUAGAAGGGAUUGAUUUAGAAAUGAUACCGAAGAAAAGAACACCAAAAAUAGAAUCUAACAGACUCAUCUGACGUUCUUUCCAUUGUUUCUCAGCAGCCGAUUUAGGAUUCCUGGUUUUAUCGAGGACUAGCCAGUAGAAUAAUUCCUGCUAAAAAAGUCGUCUUUUGAAUGUGAUUUAGUUAUUAGUUGUCAAAAAGAGUGUUGUGGCAAUGUUUUCUACAGAUUAACAGAAUGAAAAGGGAAACAAGAAUUUUCGAUACUUUGUAUUUAAUUUUUGUCGCUAUGUUUUAAAUUUGAAUUUUGUUUAUGCUUUCCUUUCCGUAACUGGAUUCAAUUCAAUAGGAAAAGUCCCUUUCCUCUACCCAUCUCGCUAACCACUUAAGGUUAGAAAAGGUAAAUUAAGCGAUAUGAAAGAUCAACACUACACUGACUGCCAGUAUUGAGUUUUCUUGAAAAAAAAAAAAACACUCCAUUUGUAUCAAAGGCGGUACACCAUGUCAGAAAAUAUGCAGAUUGAUCAUCCAGAGGAUAUGUCGCAAAACGAGACUCCCCGUUUUGAUAUAAAAAAGUGGAACGCAGUUGCUUUAUGGCAGUGGGACAUUGUCGUAGAUAACUGUGCUAUUUGCAGAAAUCACAUUAUGGACCUUUGCAUCGAAUGUCAAGCAAAUCCUGAUUCGGCUGCUGCUCAAGAAUGUACCGUUGCCUGGGGUACUUGUAAUCAUGCUUUCCAUUUCCAUUGUAUUUCCCGGUGGCUGAAUACAAGAAACGUUUGUCCUCUUGACAAUCGUGAAUGGGAAUUUCAGCGUUAUGGCCAUUAAUCGUAAGCUUAUAAAAUAAAAGAUUCCGUAUUUUUUAUUCUCUUUCUCAUUGUCUAACUGCUUCCUCUUGUUCAAUCUUUCCGUGAACGGCAGUUUAACAUCUUACAUUGGAGAACGGUUUUUUUAUUAUGAAUUUCAAUUGAUGAAUGUACGGUAAAGACGAUAGUCAUGAUACUUUUUCUCCUUUGUUAUACUCGAAGCAGCAUCACCGCUUUUACGACUCGCUGUGUAGAAGCAUAAGUUUAUCAGAGGAACUAUCUUAAAGUAGUGAUACUCUCUAAUUUUGCUUUCAUUUUCAUUCGAAUCUAAAAGCUAGUGUAUAGCCAAUUCAAAUUUAUAUGUUAUGUCUCACACA
Molecule: messenger RNA, 1830 nt
Organism: Schizosaccharomyces cryophilus OY26
Lineage: Eukaryota; Fungi; Ascomycota; Schizosaccharomycetes; Schizosaccharomycetales; Schizosaccharomycetaceae
Product: RING-box protein 1
Exons: 4
Coding region: 1152-1475 (107 amino acids)
Biological process (GO): ubiquitin-dependent protein catabolic process; protein ubiquitination
Cellular component (GO): nucleus; cullin-RING ubiquitin ligase complex
Molecular function (GO): ubiquitin protein ligase activity; zinc ion binding; cullin family protein binding
Source: RefSeq, a predicted model, not a curated record